This is a messenger RNA of Girardinichthys multiradiatus, 1484 nucleotides long. Its product is annotated as procathepsin L-like. Gene Ontology annotation, molecular function: cysteine-type endopeptidase activity. The record is from RefSeq and is a predicted model, not a curated record. The transcript has 8 exons. Gene Ontology annotation, biological process: immune response. Lineage: Eukaryota; Metazoa; Chordata; Actinopteri; Cyprinodontiformes; Goodeidae. Bases 139 to 1149 code for a protein of 336 amino acids. Gene Ontology annotation, cellular component: lysosome.
CAGAAGGAUUUGGGCCAAUCAGAGAGCUUGGUGGGAGGUUCUGAAGCUGCCGGUUUUGCCUUUAUAAAGUGUAGCUCUGUUAACAGAGGUAUUGUUUUCCUGUUCUUCGGCGAGAAGGUGUUGACAGAGGCCAGAGUGAUGCUGCCUGUAGUUGUGUUUACGUUGUGCCUUGCUGCGGGCCUAUCGGCCCCCAGUCUGGACCCCCAGCUGGAUGAACACUGGAACUUGUGGAAGAGCUGGCACAGUAAAAACUACCAUCAGCGAGAGGAGGGCUGGAGACGAAUGGUGUGGGAGAAGAACCUGAAGAAGAUCGAGCUGCACAACCUGGAGCACUCCAUGGGCAAACACACCUUCCGACUGGGCAUGAACCACUUUGGCGACAUGACUCACGAGGAGUUCAGGCAGAUCAUGAAUGGCUACAAGCAGAAAGCUGAGAGGAAGGUGAAGGGGUCCCUGUUCAUGGAGCCCAACUUCCUGGUGACCCCCCGUGCUCUUGACUGGAGGGACAACGGCUACGUCACCCCCGUAAAGGACCAGGGUCAGUGCGGCUCCUGCUGGGCUUUCAGCGCCACUGGCGCUCUGGAGGGCCAGGUGUUCAGGAAGACCGGCAAACUGGUGUCUCUGAGCGAGCAAAACCUGGUGGAGUGCUCCAGACCCCAGGGCAACGUGGGCUGCAGCGGUGGUCUGAUGGACCAGGCCUUCCAGUACGUUGAGGACAACCAGGGUCUGGACUCCGAGGCGUCCUACCCGUACCUGGGAACCGACAACCAGUCGUGUCACUACGACCCCAAGUUCAACUCCGCCAACGACACCGGUUUCAUCGACAUUCCCAGCGGCAGCGAGCGCACUCUGAUGAAGGCCGUGGCCGCCGCCGGACCCGUCUCUGUAGCUAUUGAUGCAGGUCAUGAGUCCUUCCAGUUCUACCAGUCAGGAAUCUACUAUGAGAAGGGGUGCAGCAGCGAGGAGCUGGACCACGGCGUGCUGGUGGUGGGAUACGGUUUCCAGGGGGAGGAUGUGGACGGCAAGAAAUACUGGAUCGUUAAGAACAGCUGGGGUGAAAGCUGGGGUGAUAAAGGCUACAUCAAGAUGGCCAAAGACAGGAAGAACCACUGCGGCAUCGCGACAUUAGCCAGUUACCCUCUGGUCUGAUGGCUGCAGCUUCACCUCGUAGCUUCAGUGUUAUUACUGGAACAGUUUGGCUGAAGAGAAGAAUGAAACUUCGGUCGGACGGAAGCAUCAGCAGGAGAUUCUGCUGCUCUUCAUGAAGAGGAAACUUGGUCUUUUAGGGAAAAGAAGCCAUUUUGCUAUGGCCUGGUUUUAUGCCACUUUAUUUUUUUUGUCUUUAAAAUUGUAGUUUUAUUCUCUGUAAAUAUGCGUAUGCUACUCUGGAAGUGAUUCAUUAACCCUGGCUUUGGUCAUUGUAAAUGAUUUUUUUUUUUUUUUCUACUUUUACUGUGAUCAAUUAAAGAUGUAAAACACUAAAA